GGAGUGCAAUUUUCAGCCCCGCCACAGCCCACACCAUACUGAGCCUAAAGGGAUCCAGAGGGGGCUUCAGCCACCCUUGAGCUACAGAAGAAGGCUUGGCUGUGGGGUGAGGAAGAAGAAGGGGGUGAUGCAAACCUGGCUGGAGUAGGCAACUAGGGAAGGGAAAGUGAUCAUGGAGCCCACUUCUGCCCAGGAUGACAGCCAGAAGAAAAAGCAACAGAAGGAAAAGGCCAAGAAAGCAGUUCUGGAACUUCCUCCCAGGCCUCCUCGGUCUCUGCUGUGCCUCACCCUCCAGAACCCAGUGCGCAAGGCCUGCAUCGCUAUUGUGGAAUGGAAGCCCUUCGAGACCAUCAUCCUGCUAACCAUCUUUGCCAAUUGCAUUGCACUGGCUAUCUACCUGCCCAUGCCUGAAGAUGACACCAACAAAGUGAACUCUAGACUGGAGAAGCUGGAAUACUUCUUUCUCAUAAUAUUUGCCAUUGAGGCAAUGCUGAAGAUAAUUGCAUAUGGAUUUUUAUUCCAUGCAGAUGCCUACCUCCGAAACGGCUGGAAUGUGCUGGAUUUUACAAUAGUCUUUUUAGGAGUCUUCACAUUGAUCCUGGAGAAAAUCAGCUUAACGGAGGGUGCUCUUCUUAGUGGGCAGGGUGGCUUUGAUGUCAAGGCUCUGAGAGCCUUUCGAGUGCUGCGGCCCCUACGCCUGGUAUCAGGAGUACCAAGUCUGCAAGUGGUACUGAACUCAAUCAUGAAGGCUAUGAUGCCGCUGCUUCACAUUGCUGUGCUCGUUGUCUUCAUGCUCAUUAUCUAUGCCAUUGUAGGACAGGAGCUCUUUAAGGGCAAGAUGCACAAGACCUGCUACUACAAUGGGACAGAUAUCAUUGCCACUGUGGAAAAUGAAAAACCAGCUCCAUGUACAAACACAGGCCAUGGGCGCCACUGCACUAUCCCUGGCUCUGAGUGCAGGGGCAAGUGGCCAGGACCCAACAAUGGCAUCACCCACUUUGAUAACUUUGGGUUUGCAAUGCUGACUGUAUACCAGUGUAUCUCCAUGGAGGGGUGGACUGAAGUCCUCUACUGGGUAAAUGAUGCCAUUGGGAAUGAAUGGCCUUGGAUCUACUUCGUCAGCCUCAUCUUACUUGGGUCAUUUUUUAUCCUUAAUCUGAUCCUGGGUGUGCUCAGUGGGGAGUUCUCCAAAGAGCGCGAGAAAGCCAAAUCACGGGGUACCUUCCAGAAACUGAGGGAGAAGCAGCAACUGGAGGAAGACAUGAAAGGCUACAUGGACUGGAUCAUCCAUGCAGAAGUCAUGGAUAGUGACCGGACACGUGGGGAAGGAAUGAUGCCAUCAGACGACGGUGGCUCAGAGACAGAGAGCCUAUAUGAGAUUGAGGGCAUGAAUAAAUGGAUUUUGUUCUUCCGGCACUGGCGGCGAUGGAACCGUCUUUUUCGCAGGAAAUGCCGGGAAGUGGUUAAGUCCAGGUUUUUCUAUUGGUUCGUGAUACUGAUUAUUGCCUUGAACACCCUGUCAGUAGCCUCUGAGCAUCAUGGACAAUCUGAAUGGCUAACCCACGUCCAAGAUAUUGCCAACCGAGUGCUUCUGGCUCUAUUCACGGUAGAGAUGAUUCUGAAGAUGUAUGCCCUGGGCCUUCGUCAGUACUUCAUGUCCCUCUUCAACCGCUUUGAUUGCCUUGUGGUGUGCAUUGGCAUCCUAGAGAUCAUACUGGUGGAAUUUACCUCCAUGACUCCCCUGGGCAUCUCUGUUUUGCGGUGCAUUCGCCUGCUGAGGAUUUUCAAGAUAACUAAGUAUUGGACCUCUCUGAACAACUUAGUGGCAUCUCUGCUGAACUCAGUGCGCUCCAUUGCCUCCCUCCUCACCCUCCUCUUCCUCUUCAUUGUCAUCUUUGCCCUGUUAGGGAUGCAGCUUUUUGGAGGGAGGUUUGACUUUGAUGAUGUAGUGAUACGACGUAGCACCUUUGAUAACUUCCCCCAGGCUCUCAUCAGUGUCUUCCAGGUUCUGACUGGAGAAGACUGGACUUCUAUCAUGUACAAUGGGAUAAUGGCUUAUGGAGGGCCAACUUAUCCUGGUAUGCUGGUUUGCAUUUACUUCAUUAUUCUUUUUGUCUGUGGAAACUAUAUCUUGCUCAAUGUUUUCUUGGCCAUUGCUGUGGACAAUCUUGCUGAGGCUGAAACUUUGACCUCUGCUCAGAAAGCCAAAGACGAAGAGAAGAAAAGAAAGAAAAUGGCCCGAGGUUACCCUGAGAAAUCAGAAGAUGAAAAACAGUUGCUAGCUAAGAAGCUGGAACAGAAAGCCAAGGGAGAAGGAAUCCCCACCACAGCCAAGUUGAAAGUGGAUGAGUUUGAAUCAAAUGUCAACGAGAUCAAGGACCCUUAUCCCUCUGCUGACUUCCCAGGUGACGAUGAAGAAGAUGAGCCUGAAAUCCCACUGAGUCCUAGGCCACGUCCCCUAGCAGAGCUGCAGUUAAAGGAGAAGGCAGUGCCCAUGCCCGAGGCCAGUGCAUUCUUCAUCUUUAGCCCAACCAACAAGAUCCGUGUACUAUGCCACCGAAUUGUCAACGCCACCUGGUUCACCAACUUCAUCCUCCUCUUCAUCCUGCUCAGCAGCAUCUCACUGGCAGCUGAAGAUCCAAUACGUGCCGUGUCCUUCAGAAAUCAGGUUCUAGAAUAUUUUGACAUUUGCUUCACUUCUGUGUUCACAGUGGAAAUUGUUCUAAAGAUGACUGCUUAUGGUGCUUUCCUUCACAAGGGAUCCUUCUGUCGCAACUAUUUCAACAUUCUGGACUUGCUUGUGGUUGCUGUCUCCCUCAUCUCCAUGGGAAUUGAGUCCAGUGCCAUCUCAGUAGUGAAGAUUCUAAGGGUGCUCAGAGUACUGCGACCAUUGAGAGCCAUUAACAGAGCAAAGGGACUGAAGCAUGUAGUACAGUGUGUUUUUGUGGCUCUCAAGACCAUUGGUAACAUUGUGCUAGUCACUGCCUUGUUGCAGUUCAUGUUUGCCUGCAUUGGGGUGCAGCUCUUCAAGGGGAAGUUCUACAGCUGUACAGAUUUAACCAAGAUGACUGAACCAGAAUGCAGGGGAUACUUCAUCACAUACGUUGAUGCUGAUCCAACGCAGGUUGUGGUACAUAAGCGAGUGUGGUCACGCAAUGAUUUCCACUUUGAUAAUGUGUUGUCAGCCAUGAUGUCUCUCUUCACUGUAUCCACCUUUGAAGGAUGGCCAGAGUUAUUGUACCAAGCAAUUGAUACCCACAGUGAGGACAUGGGACCCAUAUACAACUAUCGAAUGGGCAUUGCCAUCUUCUUUAUCAUCUAUCUCAUCCUCAUAGCCUUUUUUAUGAUGAACAUCUUUGUAGGUUUUAUCAUUGUAACUUUCCAGGAGCAAGGGGAAACGGAGUACAAAGACUGUGAGCUGAACAAGAAUCAGCGCCAGUGUGUCCAAUAUGCACUGAAAGCACGCCCUCUGAGAUGCUACAUUCCCAAGAACCCCUACCAGUACCAGAUAUGGUAUGUGGUGACCUCCUCCUACUUUGAGUACCUCAUGUUCUUCCUGAUCACACUGAACACCAUCUGCUUGGGCAUGCAGCAUUAUAAUCAAUCAGAGACAAUGAACCAAGUCUCAGAUAUCCUCAAUGUGGUCUUCACCAUCCUCUUUACUGUGGAGAUGAUUCUUAAACUUAUAGCCUUCAAGGUGAAGGGCUACUUUGGGGACCCUUGGAAUGUCUUUGAUUUCCUUAUAGUCAUUGGCAGUAUCAUUGAUGUCAUCCUGAGUCAGAUUGAUACAAUUCUUGCUUCCAGAGGUGGAUUGUACUGCCUAAGCGGUGGCUGUAAUGGCAUUACGAAGGAGCUGGCGAUCCAAGGAGCCACUGGAGAGGCAACACCACAGCUUCCCAUAGAUCCUGAUGAGAGCGGCCGAAUCUCCAUCACUUUCUUCCGGCUUUUCCGUGUCCUACGGCUGGUAAAACUGCUGAGCAGAGGAGAAGGCAUUCGAAAUUUACUCUGGACUUUUAUCAAAUCCUUCCAGGCACUGCCCCAUGUGGCUUUGCUGAUUGUGAUGUUGUUCUUUAUCUAUGCUGUGAUUGGGAUGCAGAUGUUUGGGAAAAUUGCUCUGGUUGAUGGAACCGAAAUAAAUCGGAACAACAACUUCCAGACCUUCCCACAAGCAGUGCUACUGCUAUUCAGAUGUGCAACUGGUGAGGCCUGGCAGGAGAUCUUAUUGGCUGCCAGCUAUGGGAAGCUGUGUGACCCCGAGUCUGACUAUGCUGCUGGUGAAGAAUAUACUUGUGGCACAAGCUUUGCUUAUUUCUACUUCAUGAGCUUCUACAUGCUAUGUGCAUUCCUGAUUAUCAACCUCUUUGUUGCGGUCAUCAUGGACAACUUUGAUUACCUCACACGGGAUUGGUCCAUAUUGGGUCCUCAUCACCUGGACGAGUUCAAACGAAUCUGGGCUGAAUAUGAUCCUGAAGCCAAGGGCCGCAUCAAGCAUCUAGAUGUGGUGACUCUGUUGAGACGAAUCCAGCCUCCCCUAGGCUUUGGAAAGUUUUGUCCACAUCGUGUGGCUUGUAAGCGCCUGGUGGGCAUGAACAUGCCCCUGAACAGUGAUGGUACAGUCACUUUCAAUGCUACGCUUUUUGCUCUGGUGAGAACUGCUCUCAAGAUCAAGACAGAAGGUAACUUCGAGCAAGCCAAUGAAGAGUUAAGGAUGAUUAUCAAAAAAAUCUGGAAGAGAACCAGCAUGAAACUCCUGGAUCAAGUCAUUCCACCAAUUGGAGAUGAUGAGGUGACUGUAGGCAAGUUCUACGCUACCUUCCUCAUUCAGGAGCAUUUCAGAAAAUUCAUGAAGCGCCAGGAAGAGUAUUAUGGAUACCGGCCCAACAAGAAUGCUGUUGAAAUACAGGCUGGCCUGAGGACCAUUGAAGAGGAAGCUGCUCCUGAGAUCAAAAGAGCAAUCUCUGGGGAUCUGACUGCAGAGGAGGAACUUGAGAGAGCCAUGGUUGAGGCAGCAAUGGAGGAAGGCAUCUAUAGGAGGACUGGAGGUUUGUUUGGCCAGGUUGACACCUUUAUGGAACCGAGCAGUCCACUACCACCCCAUAUGGCUAGCCAGAGACCUCUACAAUUCACAGAGAUGGGAAGCGAAGAUUUAGAUUCUCCUGUAUUCCUUGAUGACUUCCCACCAGGAGGGGGUGCCAACGUGAACAACAGCAACAGCAAUACCAACAAAAAUGCAGCAGCAUGGAUGACAUAUGAGAAUGAGCUGAAGGGAGAGAGGUUGCCACCACCAUUUCACCAGCUAUCUGAUCUAGCCAACAAAUGCUCAAUUCAGCCUAAAAAGCAGCAAGGGAAAAUGAGCAAGAUGCCAGCUCAUGGUGUCAAGCGCUGUUCGGAACUACAGUUUCCCAUCCAGCAGCAAGAGGCAGAUGAUGGUGAAGUGUCACAGUCUACAAGCAUCAAUGAAGGAAACGCACUAAGGAGCAUGGAAGCAGCUACCCCAGCCACUGUCUAUCUCAUCCAAGAGGCUCUGAACUCUGGAGGACUCAACUCCCUAGCUAAAGACUAUUCUUUUCUGAAACAAGCCAGAGGUGAGAUGGCUGCUGUCUUCCAGGCAGAGGUGACCAAGAUGGAGGAGGCUGCUGCCACUUUGUAGAAGAGAAGAGAAAGCUCAACUAUGUCUCUGUAAAGAGCCUGUUGCAUGGUCAUUCCAGAUACCAGACUGUGAGACCUUAUCCCCAACCUUUUAUCUCUUUUUUCUCCAGCAGUGCUGCUAUACGGUGCUACCCAUUUGUCUGCUUCCAGGUGGUUACCAUGAAAACACUGCAUUACCUACUCACAAUAAUCCCUGACUGGUUACCAUUUGCAGCAUAACAGGCAAAUGGAAGAGAAGGUGGAGGGAAAGCUACCUUACUUGGCUGUCCAAAGAGGAGAUUUUAGGAAUAGGACAUCCAAGGUGUUUCAGUCAGGUAGGAAUGGGAUCUCUCAGACUCUCUUUACUCUCAUGAGAUCUGUAGAAUGCAAACUAGAUGAUAAAUCAUGAAAAAUUCCCAAUGUGUAAUAUCAAAGAUCCCUCCUACCUAGCUCAUUUAUUUCCUCUGGGAAACAUCUUGAAAAGUGCCCUUUGAUUAUAUUGUUUUGAACAAAAGUAAAAAUGAUUACAAACUAGCACUUUUAUUAAACUGAAAGAUCAUUAAACAGGACCGAUCAUUUUAUUUAUUUGUCUGUUUAAAGUAUUUAUACCCAGCCCCUCAACACGCACGCGCACACUCACUCACUCACUUAACUUUCCAGGUCAGCUUACAAACUGAUAAAACAAUAAAAACACAACAAUACAAUCAAAGCAUUAAAAUCUAAACACAGUUACAUACACACAUCCAAAAAUUGGGAGUGAAGAGUUCUGUUGCUGAAUCCUAUGAGGUCUCCCAAUGAUUUAGCUGGCUGCUAACAUAUAGUGAAAGAUUUGAGUGUGCAUUAAUUUAGAGUUCUACCCAACCACAUUCCUAGGUUCAUGCUGGCUUACAAUGUAAUAAUCCCACAUAAGCAUGUUUAAUUAAAUCAGACAAAGCAAUAACAGCUCAUCCUUUAACAGAUGUACUGCGGUUCCUAAAAGGAAAUUGAAAUAAAUAUUUUGGAAAGAUAUAAAGCUUGGGCUUUGGCAAGUCGAGAAUACUCUGAAAGUACAGCUCUUACAGAAAUUGUAGAGUCCUGAUUCAUAGAAUCAUUGAAUAGUAGAGUUGGAGGGGCCUAUAAGGCCAUCGAGUCCAACCCCCUGCUCAAUGCAGGAAUCCAAAUCAAAGCAUUCCCGACAGAUGGCUGUCCAGCUGUCUCCUGAAUGCCUCCAGUGUCGGAAAGCCCACUACCUCUCUAGGUAUACUAUCUUAAGAACAUAAGAAAAGCCCUGCUGAAAUCAGACCAAAGGCCCAUCUCACCCAGCAUCCAGUUCUCACAGUGGCCUGCCAGAUGCCUAUGGGAAGCCCACGAGAAGAACCUGAGCACAACAGCACUCUCUCUGCUUGUGAUUCCUACCAACUAGCAUUCAGAGGCAAACUGCCUCCGACAGUGGAGUUAGCACAUAGCCUUAUUUAUUUAUUUAUUUAUUUAUUUAUACCCCGCCUUAUCGCCAAAAGGCCCUCAAGGCGGCUUACAAGAAAAAAACAAAUACAGGAAUAUAUCCAUAAAACAAUACAAUUUACAAAAUUAAAUAACAAAUAACAUUAUUAAAAAACAAUGAUUACAAAACUUCCAAUGAAAAAACAGUGUGGUGCAGGCGCCUGGAGCAGCAGAAACAUCUCAGGCUACCCCCAGCAAAGCUGUGGGUUGGUUCUCUCUCUUUCCUUCUAUAUUGAACUUCUAAUCAGCUUCUCUGAUGGAAAAACAUGAGUAAGCUUUCCCCAGCACCAGCCGGUCCCACAGAAGCCGGUUGGGUCAUGGCCUGGAUGUCGUUCCCCAUCCCGUCGCUGUAGUUAUAAAUAACAUUGGCGGCCCCCCGCUUGGCGGCCGCGUUGAUCUUCUCAGAGAAGGUGCAGCUGCUGCCUGCUGGAUGAGGGCAAGCCAUGGCAUGCCUGUGACGGCGAUGGUGGCGGCCGGCGGGACACUGAAGCUGGUGAGGGGGUUGCAGGCGUUGACGGCUUGGAGCCCCUCCGGCACCACCAGCACGCCGGCCUCCCACCGCAGGGACGAGUCCUGCCCGUAGAUGCCAUUAUCCUCCUUGAAUUUGUCUAAUCCUCUUCUAAAGCCAUCCAAGUUGGUGUCCAUUAUUAAUUCUUGUGGGAGUGAAUUCCAGAGUUUCAUUAUGCACAAAAAAGGAUGACUAGCCAUACCUCUGUGACUUCAGGGAUUAAGUUUCUAGAGCCACCGUGGCAGGUUCACAAAUGCAAAUCUGAAGAGCUGGACAACUAACAAAUCUGAAAGUGUAUGAUGCAGUUCUGACUGGCAAAGUAUCACUACUCAUGCUAUCUUCAAAGACAGUACGAGUGCGAAGUAUACAGCUUCUCUAAGAGACUGGGGCUCAUUAAAACAAUGGAAGUACUUAAAACCCAUAGCCUCAGAUUUUACCAGCCCCAAAUCACCCAGUGAGAUUCAAGGCUGUGUGAGGACUUGAACUAUGUGAGGCUUCUCAAGGGCAACUGGUUGGCCACUGUGAGAACAGGAUGCUGGACUAGUCUAGAUGGGCCAUUGGCCUGAUCCAGCAGGUGCUUUUUAUGUCCAUUAUGAAUUCAGGAUGACCAAAGUUUAUUACAGCCAGCUUGGGUUCCUGAACCAUCCUGGAGCUGUGCACAGGUACAUCAGAUGUUAUCCACUAUGUCACACUGGUUUAGCACUUUGUCUAGUGGAGCUUCAAUCUACAUGGGGUGUGACAGCUUUGAGGAAGGGUAUCUAAUUCAGUGCUCUUUUCUAUGACAUUAUUUCAGCCUUUGCUCCUGUGCCUUUAACAGCAGCUAAUAUUUAUCUCCGUAUGAAAAGGCUCACUUGCUGAUUGCUGCAGAUCAAACUAUAAAAGUCAGAGGAGCUGGACAAGCUCUUUUUUCCUUGUCUGUUGGCAAUACUGCUAUAAAAACUGCUGGGGUGGGGUGGUGCAGGAAGAGAAUCAGCUAAAUCCUGUUACCACUUUUGCAGGCAAUAAAAGCUGCUGUAGCUCCGCUGUGCUGCUCCUGCCUGGUGUGCCUCUCCUGCCAUGAUGCCCCACCUCCUUAUAGAUCCUGUGUUAUAAAGAAUGUAGUCAGCCCAACACAAUCUUAGCAGCCAGCACCUUCCACAAUCGGCUUCAUCUCGACACUAAUAGAUAUUAAAAUACUGAGGAAUUAUGCAUCCCCAGGGAGGUACUGAAUCAAUAGAACCUAGCUGCUCUCAGGGCUUUUGUUAACUUGAAAAAGAGGAAUAGAUGAAGGGCUGCUGGGAAGCAGAAUACACAGUCAAGCCAUUGUGAAAAUGGAGCAGAAGAAAGUUCUCUCGAGGGUGCUUAAAGGAAAUCCUGCUCCCUCCAGAGGCCAAAGUCUGUAUUAGCCAGCUUGGGCUUCUGAGCCACCCUGGAGCAGUGCAUAGCUACAUGCCCAGCUGUCCAAGGAAUUAUUUCCAUUUCCAAGCAUUUAAUUACAAAUUAGCACUGGAGCAAAUGGUAAGAGGAGGUGUAAUUGGAGGUGCUCUCCUUGUUCUCUCUUUGUGUCCAGCUCAACAUGGCGCUAUCUUCUUCUUUCGGCUGAGCCUGUUCUACCACUGCCCUUUGUCUCAUUUCAGUUCUAUCUGUUGUCUCUCCCAUAUAUCUCUGUUCAAGGGUGUAGUGGUGGUAAAUGUUGAAGUGAGGGAACUCAGCAUGGCAGCCCCCAAAGAGAGUCCAAAAAUGCAAGGAGCUGUGUUGAUUCAUAUAAGCAUUAUUUGUUCAUUUAUGUUCUGCUCAGGGCCUAAAUAGGCUUCUAAGUGAUUUACAAGUAUAAAAAACUAUGACACAAACAUUUAAAUAAAACAUUCAUAAUUAAAAUGCAUGCAUUUUUUUACACACACACUAAAGAGCAAGAUUACACAGCAUAAAUACCCAAUUUAGCAAGGUCCACAGACUAUCAUAGAAUAAUAAGCUGGCAAAAGGUGGUAUAGUAGUUGGCAUAUUUGAAAUUAUGCUGACUGCUUGACUGUUUCCAAACCUAUAGCCUAAUUAUUCUUUGUCCAAAAGACCUUCAGAAUUCAAGAUCAUCACACUUGGUGGUUUCUAUUGGAAAAGAAACUCGCCUCAUCUCAAAAAGGAUAUUAUAGAGUUGGAAAAGGUUCAAAAGAGGGCAACCAGAAUGAUCAAGGGGAUGGAGCGACUCCCUUAUGAGGAAAGGUUGCAGCAUUUGGGGCUUUUUAGUUUAGAGAAAAGGCAGGUCAGAGGAGACAUGAUAGAAGUGUAUAAAAUUAUGCAUGGCAUUGAGAAAGUGGAUAGAGAAAAGUUCUUCUCCCUCUCUCAUAAUACUAGAACUCGUGGACAUUCAAAGAAGCUGAAUGUUGGAAGAUUCAGGACAGACAAAAGGAAGUACUUCUUUACUCAGCGCAUAGACAAACUAUGGAAUUUGCUCCCACAAGAUGCAGUAACGGCCACCAGCUUGGAUGGCUUUAAAAGAAGAUUAGACAAAUUCAUGGAGGACAGGGCUAUCAAUGGCUACUAGCUAUGAUGGCUGUGCUCUGCCACCGUAGUCAGAGGCAGCAUGCUUCUGAAAACCAGUUGCCAGAAGCCUCAGGAGGGGAGAGUGUUCUUGCACUCGGGUCCUGCUUGCAGGCUUCCCCCAGGCACCUGGUUGGCCACUGUGAGAACAGGAUGCUGGACUAAAUGGGCCACUGGCCUGAUCCAGCAGGCUCUUCUUAUGUUCUUAUGAUUAUCUUAUUUACAAAGCAGUAACCCACUUUUGCUUCCCUGGACAAUAGCCUAAGAAACCUAAGUUGUGGAAUCUGCCUAUGCUAGAAGCUUAUGGCAAGUCAGUACCAUGUUGCAGAGUCCUAUGAUCCCAGCAAAAAUGGCUGCAAGUCUGUUGCUUUAUGCACUGGUGAUACAAAUCACUAUCCUAUGCUACGGGUAGAAACACACUCACUGUUCUGCCGGUUACAGUGCAUCUCCACCUCUCUCUUCUGAAAACUAGUCAACACAUGACACUAGUCAACCCUCCCCACCUUUUUACUAUCAAACCUGGUGCGAGUAGCUUGAGUGCAUUUUUUAAAAAUUCAGCUUCAAAGAGAUUUUGCAACUGAUCAGCAGAUCAACCCCUUGCUCCUCUAGGUGUGGCUAAUGGACAUGUUUUGUUCAAGUGACCAGUGUGUCUACAGUCUAAGUCUAUGCUGUCUGCAAUUCAACAAUGUACCAACUGCAUAUAAAAAAAAAUAUGCAAAAACAAUUAAGGGCCCAAAGAGCAUAGUGAUUAUAUAGCUAUCCCCACCAAUCACAGUGGCAAUGCCCACUGACAACUACGCGAGCAACAGGGCAUGGAAAGCCCUAAUCAGUAAGUGGCAAUAUCAUAACUACAGAACUGGCACUGCUUAACUCACUCCUCCUUCCCUCCCCUCACCCAUGGCAGGGAUGGUUGCAGAGGGAGAGAGAGAGAGAGAGAACAAUAGCUCUCCCCACUCUAGCUCCUGAGCCCUGCAUGAGGAAGCCGGAGAUGCAAAUUCAUGCCCUGCUCCUGAGAGAGGGGCUCAGGUUUCCCCUCAGUUCUAACAUUUCACUACAAAUAGCCUUAUUAACUAGUUCUGAGUUAUGUUUGAUUAUUUUAGGUAAGAGACAGAGCACUGUGAGCUUACUGCAUAUUAAGAACAGAUUUCCAACCGGUUUUGGUGUAUAUUUUGUAUCCCACCUUUCCUAGCUUGUUAAAUUGUCACGUCUUCUCUUGUGGUAUCAUGAAGACAGAUUACCCCUUACUGACAAAGGCAGGAUGGGCUAAUGGCAGGGGCAUUCAUUUUUGUGAUUCCAGGCCUUCUUGCUUGUCCCCAUCUGUCCUAUGACUAUAAUGAGGCCUGAUUAAAAUUUUCCUUGCUGCUUGAAAGGGAGGGCUGGAGAGUGCUUGCCUGGUAAGAGAUCUCCUUAUGAGUCCAUACUCCAUUUUCAUUCCUCAUUAUGCCUCCUGUUCCUAAACUAUCCCUGUACUGUUCUCUCUUUGUCUCUGGGUGUGUAUUAUAAAGAAAAGCAGCAGAGGAUGUAUGAAGGAGAGCACAGCUUCAGGAAACUUUUCAGAGCAGGAGUGAUGAUGUCAUCUGCCAAAGUGUGCCAGGGUAAAUUCAGGGACCUUCCUUGCUCUGGCUAGCAAAUGACAUGGUAACUAACUACACUUUCAGGUUUUCCUGUUGUUUGGGACAGAUUAACACAGAGGAAGUCAGGGAAUGUGAAAAAUAAUCAAGCAGAUAUUUCUCUUUCUUUGAUGGUGUUCCUACUUCAAUCUGGCAGUUUAAGUGGUAACCCUUCUUUGCAAGAUUGUUUGCAUUUUUUAUUAAAAGCUAAAGGUUGUAUUUUA
This is a messenger RNA of Rhineura floridana, 11963 nucleotides long. It is a transcript of the gene CACNA1S, whose product is annotated as calcium voltage-gated channel subunit alpha1 S. The record is from RefSeq and is a predicted model, not a curated record. The coding region runs from base 173 to 5650 and encodes 1825 amino acids. Gene Ontology annotation, molecular function: high voltage-gated calcium channel activity. Lineage: Eukaryota; Metazoa; Chordata; Lepidosauria; Squamata; Rhineuridae. The transcript is spliced from 45 exons. Gene Ontology annotation, biological process: calcium ion import across plasma membrane. Gene Ontology annotation, cellular component: voltage-gated calcium channel complex; membrane.